AACCGCCGAGGAAAAUGGUGUUUUAAUGGAGAGGAAGAGAAAGUUAGAGCUGGAACGAACAACUCCUCAUGAAAACAAAAACUUUCAAAAUUAUAACGUGCAAAAAAUAGCAGCAGUUUCCAACCAACUAUAUAUAUAUAUACAUGAUCACAUCUUUGUCUGUAAAAACAUCACAAAGAUCAGAAGAGAAAAAGAAAACAAAUCAAUCAUCAUCAUCCUCCCUAUUAUAUCAAUGGCUUCCAUCAUGAACAUGAAUUUGACAUUGUUUCUUCUGUUUUCUUCAUGGGUUUUCGUGGGUUACUCUCAAUCGAUGGGCCUCAACACCUUUGUUCAAGGAGGUUCAUCAGGGAGUGCUGCUUCAAUGCCAUGCGUACAGAAACUCCUUCCAUGUAAAGAAUACUUGAAGCCGCCGGUCUCCAUGCCGCCCGCGGUCUCGUGCUGUGUGCCACUGAAGGAGAUGCUCACCGAUGAUGUCAACUGCCUCUGCCGUGUUUUCGACAAUCCUGAGAUUCUCAAGUCGUUCAACGUUACCCAGGAUGAUGCCUUGAAGCUUCCAAAGGCCUGCGGUGCCAAUGCCGACAUAUCAUUAUGCAAAAAAGGAGCAUCUCCGCCAGCCACUUCAGCUACUCCCCCUCCCUCCUCCGAUGAUUCAAAAAGUGCAGCAGCAUAUGGGGUCUCUCAGUUUGGUGGGUCUGGUUUGGCAGCUCUCAUUCUGGCUCUAUUGUUCAUUUCAGUAUUCCAGGCUUGAUAGCUUUGUCCUGGAGAUUUUUAAUGCCACUCUGAGCCACAUGAUCCAAAUAGCAAUCAAGACAGAUAUGGAAACUGCUUUAGUAGUAAAUAAUGUUGUACUUUGUUUGAUCUUAAAUUCUUAAUCUUGUUUGUGUUUCCCUGAUGCAGUACUAUCUGUUGUUGAACAAACACUUUAUGCUAGUUAGUCCCUAUGUAAAAUCAAGAUCCAUAGUUAUAUGAAGUCAAAUAUAAUCACAGAAGUUUGAAAGUUUCAAA
Messenger RNA from Carya illinoinensis, 1005 nucleotides. Its product is annotated as non-specific lipid transfer protein GPI-anchored 9. The coding region runs from base 26 to 748 and encodes 240 amino acids. Lineage: Eukaryota; Viridiplantae; Streptophyta; Magnoliopsida; Fagales; Juglandaceae. The transcript is spliced from 3 exons. The record is from RefSeq and is a predicted model, not a curated record.